Molecule: messenger RNA, 802 nt
Organism: Cherax quadricarinatus
Lineage: Eukaryota; Metazoa; Arthropoda; Malacostraca; Decapoda; Parastacidae
Source: RefSeq, a predicted model, not a curated record
UUGUGUAAAUUUUUAUUUUCAGGUUCAUGCUGACAUUAUUGUCCCUAGAGGUGGAGAAAAUGAAGUUGCCAUUAAUCUUAUUGCUCAGAAUGUUAUGACCCAACUCCAACAGAGAGGCUUCAAACUUCGUGAAAAGUUGGCCAAUGCAAAUUUUGGUAUGUCAAGACCCAAUUCCCUCCACCUGCUGCCUUCCACACCACAAAUUCGUGGACUUCAUACAUUUAUACGUAACAAGGACACUCCACGUGAUGAGUUCAUAUUUUAUUCUAAGAGAUUAAUACGACUUGUCAUCGAACAUGCGCUGACUUUACUGCCUUUUACGCAGGAUGUGACAGUUGAAACCCCCCAGGGCAUCCCUUAUGAGGGUAAGCGCAUUGCAACAGAAAAGAUUUGUGGAGUGUCCAUCCUAAGAGCAGGAGAAACAAUGGAGAAUGCUCUUUGUGAAGUUUUAAAAGAUGUCCGAAUUGGCAAGAUUCUCAUUCAGACAAACCUAGACACUGGAGAACCUGAGGUAAGAAAAAUAGGAGCUAUUCAUCACCUGUAGCAUUUAACCCUUCCACUGUCCAGACCUCAAAAUUAAUAUUGCUCUGUGUUCACUUUAAAAACAAAAUUCUGAAAUGGUAGAAAAUCUUCUUCUGAAGGAUGACACCAAAGGUUAAAAAAAUUGAUAGAAAACUUAUGGAAUUAUGUACAGUGGUCCCUCAAUAAUCGUCCGGCCUGAAAGUCGUCCAUUUCGGAAAUAGUCCUGUUUUUUCGUCAAAAUAUUGGCUCGCAAAUGGCCCGGUAACUUGCUAAUAGCCCU